This is a messenger RNA of Protopolystoma xenopodis, 375 nucleotides long. Lineage: Eukaryota; Metazoa; Platyhelminthes; Monogenea; Polystomatidea; Polystomatidae. The record is from the annotation of a GenBank genome assembly.
AUGAUGCCGACUACGAUGGCGGCGAAACGUUUGAGAAUGUAUCAAGUCCACUGUCAGAUGCUGGGAAUCAAGACAACUACUACGGCAGACGACUUCGGACUCGGUGCGUUCUACAUAGUCUCCCUUAACACAAGACCAAGUUGCGACAACGAGGUCAACCCACUUCUAGCAGACGACGUCGGACUAGGUGCGUUCUACAUGGUCUCCCUGAAAACAAGACCAAGUUGCUACAACGAGGUCAACCCACUAGUCGCCCUGACAACAAGACCAAGUUGCGACAACGACUCUAGACGACUUCGGACUAGAUGCGUUCUACUAAGUCGUCCUGACAACAAGACCAAGUUGCGACAACGAGGUCAGACGAAUUCGGACUAG